UUUCUGCUUUUUUUCAUUUUGCCCCUUUGUUUUGAAUCAGAAAGCGGGCAGAAUUUCCUGCAGGAAUAUGGAAGCAGUUCAUUACUUCAGACUGAAAUGGAUCCAUGAAAACAUUCACAAAUUGUAAUGCUAUCAACUGUAGUCAACAGAAAAAAUGGAAGCUCCCCAGAGUUUAAUCGGAAAAUUAUACACUUCCUAUUCCGACGGCUUACACUUUGCGAAACCAAUUUCCGCCUUACGAACUAACGAAUUUGAUUUAGUGCGAAAUGUGCUGCAAAUAUUACAAGGGUUUUCGAGUACAAUGUUGUAUUGGGAUGAAUUAGGGCAUAGUUUUCGUGUUCGGAGUGGGAUAUAUGUUAGCCAUCUUUCGCAUACUAGUCUUUAUCAUGUUCUCAAUCAGUUCACUUAUGCAGCAACAUGUUUAAAGAUGGUAGAAAGUAGAAUUCACAAGGUUGAGAAAUCUGUGCCUUCUCCACCACCCACAUUGAGGGCAUUUUGUUGCUCUAUCUCCACUUGGCUAACAUGGUUGAGAAAUGGUGCGUUGAAAGAGGAGAUGAAGGUGGUCGACGCAUGUAGUUUAACUACUCCAACCCUCUUGGGAUUGUCAAGUUCUUUAUCAAGUUUGUGUGCAGGAGCUGAAUUUUUGUUUCAACUUGUGCAAGGGGCCAUUCCACAAGCUUAUGAUGAACCUGAUUCUUCUAUCUCUGCCACAGCGAUUGCUGUGCAUAUUCUCAAUUAUUUAUAUAAGAAGCUGACUGAAGUUUGUCUUGUGCAAGGUGGCGAGGAGGAUGCUUACCGGAUGAUAUUACAUGCAUUUGUUAGUAGUCUUUUGCCAUACAUUGAGGGCCUUGAUUCAUGGCUUUAUGAAGGAAUUCUGGACGAUCCAUUUGAGGAGAUGUUCUUUUGUGCUAACAAACGAAUUGCAGUUGAGGAGUCUGAGUUUUGGGAUAAGAGCUAUCUGCUGAGAUCUGCAAAAUUGAAUACUGGUCGUGUCACUGAUUCUUUGCUUUCAAUAAAGCGGACAAACGAUGUGAGUAGAAAAGAGCCUAAUGAUGUGUCUGGUUUGGCCAAAGAAAAAGAGGCAAAUGAGAGAGAUUUGGAUGUGUGUCCUCUGUUUAUCAAAGAGAUAGCCAGGGAUAUUAUCUCUGCUGGAAAGUCAUUGCAGCUUGUACAACAUACUCCUAUGACAUCCUCAGUAUCUGCCAGUGGCCGUAUUGCUGGGUUAAGCUUGUCAGAGAUCUUUUGUGUCACUUUAUCGGCUCUUAUUGGCUAUGGGGAUCACAUAUCUGGAUAUUUUUUCCAGGAAAAGAAAAUUGUUCCAUUAGUUAAAUCAUUUAUUGGAAGGCAAAAAGUAGAAAGAAGUAACAAGAGCUUCCAAGAGAUGACAUGCUCAGAUAAAGAAUGGUGUAAGUUCUUGGUUGAUACCAUGGCUCAGAAAGGAAAAGCUGAUCUCCUUUCAUGUCAUUCUCUUGGAGAGGAAGUAGAUAGCUUUGUUGUGAAAGGAGAUAAGCUAGCUUCAGAUGGAAAUGAUAUUCUAUCCUUAGGAUUCCGUCCUGAAAAUCCAGCUAUAACUACUAGCCAAAAUUUUCUUCGUGCAAAUAGGGAUGCUUGGGGUCCAUUGAAUUUAUCUAGAGAGUUUUACCUACCCCCUCUUAAUGAUGAGGGAUUAAGGCAGGCAAUAUUCGAUGGAAGUGCUGGAUCAUUCGUGGCAACCAAAAGUACAAACUAUACCUUCGGUUUUCAGUUUGGUGAAUCUGAACGUGAUCGAUUGAAGGAAGAUGUUAAUUUUCUGGAGGAGUUGUUCCCCUUUCCAACUCUUCUUCCUCCUUUUCAGGAGGAUGGUCAUGUAUCAGAGGUGUUUCCUUUUCAGGAAAAUAGCACACUUCCUUCAAGGACCUUAAACUGGAUUGGGAAGGUUGAACCCAGGAAUACUCCGUUGCCUACGGUUAUUCUUCAAGAAUGCCUUAUUAUCUUCAUAAAAAAACAGGCUGAUUGUAUUGGCAGGAAUAUUUUGUCAAAAUUACUAUCUGAAUGGAGACUGCUAGAAGAGCUGGAAGUGCUGCGUGCUAUAUACUUGUUAGGCUCAGGUGAUCUACUGCAGCACUUCUUGACAGUGGUUUUUAAUAAACUAGACAAAGGAGAAAGCUUGGAUGAUGAUUUUGAACUAAACACAACACUGCAGGAAUCAAUCCGAUACUCUGCUGAUGCCACACUAUUAAGCACACCCGAUUCAUUAGUUGUGUCAGUAACAAGAAAUAAUGCCACUAUCGAGGAUUACCAGCAUGGUGUGCCUCUUCCAACUUUGACACCUCGCAAGAGUCGAGGGCAAAACUUUGGCAUUGAUGGUCUGGAUUCACUAAUGUUUACAUACAAGGUUCCUUGGCCCCUUGAGCUUAUUGCUAAUACAGAAGCAAUAAAGAAGUAUAAUCAGGUUAUGAGGUUCUUACUGAAGGUUAGACGUGCAAAAUUUGUUCUUGAUAAAGCUCGGAGGUGGAUGUGGAAGGACAGAAGCUCCGCUCCUAUUAACCGCAAGCAUCAUUGGUUACUGGAACAAAAACUGCUACAUUUUGUGGAUGCCUUCCACCAUUAUGUGAUGGACAGGGUGUAUCACAGUGCAUGGGAUGAAUUCUGUGAAGGUUUGGCUGCAGCGAGAUCCUUGGAUGAAGUCAUCGAAAUACACGAGGCUUACUUGAUGUCUAUUCAAAGGCAGUGCUUCGCUGUUCCAGAAAAACUGUGGGCAUUGAUUGCUAGCCGUAUCAACAGUAUUCUUGGAUUAGCUCUGGAUUUCUAUUCAGUACAGCAAACUCUUAGCUGUGGAGGGGCAGUUUCAGCUAUCAAGGCAAGGUGUGAAAUGGAAAUCAAUAGGAUCGAGAAGCAGUUUGAUGACUGCAUAGUUUUCCUCAUGAGAAUUUUAUCUUUCAAGCUCAACGUGGGACAGUUUCCGCAUUUGGCAGAUCUGGUUACCAGAAUCAAUUACAACCAUUUCUAUAUGUCACAUAAUGGAAGUUUGAUAAAUGCACCUGGCUCUAAUGCGGUCCCUUCCAAAUCAGGAAAGUUGUUUGCAGGCCAAAGAGAUUGAAAGAAAACUUGAAGGGACAAUGUUGUCGUUUUUUCUUUUUCGAUGUACAGUAUUUAUAGUGAAAAGCCUCUUCUUGCAUUUAUCAAUUGAGAGAAUAUUCUACUGGUUGGGAUGAAGCAAUUGUAGGGAAACUGUUGAGAAUGCUGUUGCAUCAAAUAUCUGUUGUAGCUUUAUAUAAUACAUGUAGAGGUCUUACUUUUUUCCUUA
Solanum dulcamara is the source of this 3286-nucleotide messenger RNA. RefSeq lists its product as uncharacterized. The coding region runs from base 155 to 3079 and encodes 974 amino acids. Gene Ontology annotation, cellular component: centrosome; gamma-tubulin complex; spindle pole. Gene Ontology annotation, biological process: meiotic cell cycle; spindle assembly; microtubule nucleation. The transcript is spliced from 16 exons. Gene Ontology annotation, molecular function: microtubule minus-end binding; gamma-tubulin binding. The record is from RefSeq and is a predicted model, not a curated record. NCBI's taxonomy places the organism in Eukaryota, Viridiplantae, Streptophyta, Magnoliopsida, Solanales, Solanaceae.